Messenger RNA from Danio aesculapii, 952 nucleotides. Its product is annotated as chloride channel protein 2-like. NCBI's taxonomy places the organism in Eukaryota, Metazoa, Chordata, Actinopteri, Cypriniformes, Danionidae. Gene Ontology annotation, biological process: chloride transport. The coding region runs from base 54 to 602 and encodes 182 amino acids. The record is from RefSeq and is a predicted model, not a curated record. The transcript is spliced from 7 exons. Gene Ontology annotation, molecular function: voltage-gated chloride channel activity.
UACCUGCGGGGCGGAGCCUCAGUAUACCUGCCCACAGCAAAGUUCAUUUCCAGAUGGCCACAGAAGACUCUUCAUCUGCCUCCGCUCAUGUUUCUCCUUCUACACCUCUAAAAUCUGCUCUGAAGAGAGCGACUGCAGACCAGGAACAGUUAAACAACAAUGUUUAUGAUUCUGGCCUGAGCUUUAAGACGUGCUUCUGUUCUCGGCCGGACAUUGACGCUAUGAAGAAUGACCCGGAUGCACAUGAUGAUACGAUACUUCAUGAGAUUGAGGAGUGGGAGGAGCAACAGCUUGAUGAGCAGGUGAACUUCAACAGCUGCCAGAUUGACCCCGCCCCCUUCCAGCUGGUGGAGCGAACAACACUGCACAAGACUCACAGCAUGUUCUCUGUGUUGAAUCUGGACUCUGCGUUCGUCACCAGUGUGGGUCGAUUAGUGGGAGUGGUUUCCCUGAAGGAGUUGUGUGACGCCAUCACGAACUCCAUGCCGCAGGACGGUGUGUGUCUUUCUCCAAUUCUGUCCGGUUUCAGAGAGCGAGGCUCUGCAGGAUGGAGACCUGAGGUGUGUGAGCUGCACAAACUGCUGGACCACCAGGACUGCUGAAACACACACACAACCACCACAGCCAGUGUGUGUGUGUGUUAUUCAUGAUUAACUGUGUGUAAAAAUAAUUAAUGUCUGUGAAAAUGGGUUUGUUUCUGUAAUGGCCACACACAAAAUCUCAACCUGUGUGUGCGCGCAUGUGCGUGCGUGCGUGUGUGUUAUUUAUGAUUAACUGGGUGUAAAAAUAAUCAAUGUGUCUGUGAAAAUGUGCAAUGGACACAGAAAGACACACGCAACCUCAACUAAUGUGUGUGUGUGUUACUCGUGACUAGCUGUGUGUUAAAAUAAUCAGUCUUUUAAAAAAUGUGUGUGUUUCUGUGAUGGACUAAACAGUUUCUUGUCUAAGACUC